UGGAAGAGAGCUCAGAAAGUAUCUUCUUGGAUCCAUGAAAAGUCAUAUCCAGAAGAACCUGAAACUGUCUGCCAACAGAGUAAAUGAAAUAAAGUUAAAGGAUAUCAGAAGGGUGGGCAGAGACAACCUGCUGCUCACCUUCUGGCUCCACUUGAGGCCGGAGGAGAGGAACCUGUCUCUGGUCCUGCAGUCGCAGCUGCAGGAGCUGCUCAGCCCAUCUGCAGAGGAGGAAAGGCCGUGGCUGGUUUCGCUCUUUGUCGAAGACGUGAACGAGUGCAGCCUCGGCUUCUGCGGUGAGGCAGCUGACUGCUUCAACGGCGUGGGCACCUACCUGUGCCGCUGCAAGGAGGGCUAUGAAGAUCGCUCCCCCACAAGAUCCGGCACCCUCUGCAUCCCCUUGCCCCGCUCGGGGAUCAGCAGCUUCUUCAGCCACUCCAAAAUGCUGGUAGGGGCCGCUGUCAUCUUGGGGCUGGUGCUGCUGGUGGCUGUUGGCAUCUUGUGUGGGGUGGCAAGGCGACGGCGCCCUGGCAGGGAUCCCUGUCCCGAGGAGCUGGGUGCCCAGUGUGAGGAGGAGCCAGAGGCAGCAGUGGUGAUGGAGCUGAGCCAUCUGAGCGACUGCCUGCGCCUCGAGCCUUUCCAGCUCAAGGUCCGUGCACGGCCGCCUGACUGGAUUUGCCGAACCCACGCUGGCCCCAGCCAAGCCUAUGGGGUCUUCAUCGAGCAGGAUGAGAGCCUGUGACCAGCUGGUGAGGGAGGACGGAGAGCUCAGAGCAAUGAAAUGAGAAAAUGUGAUGCCAACAGAAGAUGUGCUGGGGCAACUAACCUGUACUUCUGGGUGCCAGACCUUGGAGUCUCUCCAGGUUAUCUAUGCUAACUGGGGAUUGCUGGCUCCUGCCUUCCCACACUGACAUGUUUCUUUAUAAACCCUUCUGGUGUGUUUUACAGACCACAGAUAUUCCAGUCUUCCUUAGGGAUUUUUUUUUUUAAUACUUUAGCCUUCCAGGGCCAAGCACUUGCUCUCAGCUAGGUGUUCUCUCAGCUUACCCUGCCUCGGGUCUGCUCACAACUGUUGUCGUGCUAUAGUUAAAUGACUUUUUUUAAAUUAAAAUAAGAUGUUUCAAUAC
Messenger RNA from Rhea pennata, 1124 nucleotides. RefSeq lists its product as uncharacterized. The transcript is spliced from 5 exons. Lineage: Eukaryota; Metazoa; Chordata; Aves; Rheiformes; Rheidae. Gene Ontology annotation, molecular function: calcium ion binding. Bases 35 to 739 code for a protein of 234 amino acids. The record is from RefSeq and is a predicted model, not a curated record.